Molecule: messenger RNA, 759 nt
Organism: Chaetomium globosum CBS 148.51
Lineage: Eukaryota; Fungi; Ascomycota; Sordariomycetes; Sordariales; Chaetomiaceae
Exons: 3
Coding region: 1-759 (252 amino acids)
Biological process (GO): protein stabilization; protein folding; cellular response to heat
Cellular component (GO): cytosol; protein-containing complex; plasma membrane
Molecular function (GO): ATP-dependent protein folding chaperone; ATP binding; ATP hydrolysis activity
Source: RefSeq, a predicted model, not a curated record
AUGACCAAGGCCCACUUCUCGGUUGAGGGUCAGCUCGAGUUCCGCGCCAUCCUCUUCGUUCCCAAGCGCGCUCCCUUCGACCUCUUUGAGACCAAGAAGACCAAGAACAACAUCAAGCUCUACGUCCGCCGUGUGUUCAUUACCGACGACGCCACCGACCUCGUCCCCGAGUGGCUGAGCUUCGUCAAGGGUGUCGUCGACUCCGAGGAUCUGCCCCUCAACCUGUCUCGUGAGACCCUCCAGCAGAACAAGAUCAUGAAGGUGAUCAAGAAGAACAUCGUCAAGAAGUCCCUGGAGCUCUUCCAAGAGAUCGCCGAGGACAAGGAGCAGUUCGACAAGUUCUACAGCGCCUUCUCCAAGAACCUCAAGCUCGGCAUCCACGAGGAUUCGCAGAACCGCGCCAUCCUCGCCAAGCUGCUGCGCUUCAACUCCACCAAGUCUGGCGAUGAGCAGACCUCGCUCACCGACUACGUCACCCGCAUGCCCGAGCACCAGAAGAACAUGUACUACAUUACUGGCGAGUCGCUCAAGGCCGUCGCCAAGUCGCCCUUCCUCGACUCUCUCAAGGAGAAGGGCUUCGAGGUGCUCUUCCUGGUUGACCCCAUUGAUGAGUACGCCAUGACUCAGCUGAAGGAGCCCUCAAGAACGUCCUCGGCGAGAAGGUCGAGAAGGUCGUCGUCUCCCACAAGCUGGUCGGCUCUCCUUGCGCCAUCCGCACUGGCCAGUUCGGCUGGUCUGCCAACAUGGAGCGCAUCAUGA